Molecule: messenger RNA, 1200 nt
Organism: Ophidiomyces ophidiicola
Lineage: Eukaryota; Fungi; Ascomycota; Eurotiomycetes; Onygenales; Onygenaceae
Gene: FAL1
Product: RNA helicase
Exons: 4
Coding region: 1-1200 (399 amino acids)
Cellular component (GO): nucleolus; catalytic step 2 spliceosome
Molecular function (GO): RNA helicase activity; ATP binding; mRNA binding
Source: RefSeq, a predicted model, not a curated record
AUGGCAGACACUUUCGACAAAACUACAGAUGAGAGGAUCGAGUUCACAACCUCAAAAGAGGUCACGGUCGCUCCGACCUUCGAUGAUAUGCACUUGAAAGAGAAUCUCCUAAGAGGAAUUUACGCAUACGGAUUCGAAUCGCCAUCAGCUAUCCAGUCUCGUGCCAUUGUUCAGAUCUGCAAAGGCCGCGAUACUAUAGCGCAGGCGCAAUCAGGUACUGGUAAAACAGCAACAUUCGCGAUCAGUAUUCUACAAGUUAUCGAUACUGCGCUUCGUGAAACCCAGGCAUUGGUUCUCUCUCCGACCCGUGAACUCGCAACACAGAUACAAAAUGUCAUCAUGGCUGUUGGGGACUACAUGAACGUACAAUGCCACGCGUGUAUUGGAGGCACAAACGUUGGCGACGAUAUCAGAAAGCUUGACCACGGGCAACACGUCGUUUCCGGAACGCCAGGGCGCGUUGCAGACAUGAUCCGGCGCCGCCACCUUCGCACGCGGCACAUUAAAAUGCUUGUUCUCGACGAGGCUGAUGAUUUAUUGGCGCGAGGUUUCCGGGAGCAAAUCUACGACGUCUACCGAUACCUUCCCCCGGCGACGCAAGUGGUUGUUUUGUCCGCCACUCUGCCUUACGAUGUUUUGUCGAUGACAACCAAAUUCAUGACAGAUCCAGUUCGCAUCCUGGUGAAGCGUGACGAGUUGACCUUGGAGGGUUUAAAACAAUACUUCAUCGCAGUGGAGAAGGAAGAAUGGAAAUUCGACACCCUUUGUGAUCUAUACGAUACUCUUACCAUUACCCAGGCAGUCAUCUUCUGCAACACCAGACGUAAGGUCGACUGGCUGACUGAUAAAAUGCGAGAAGCCAAUUUCACAGUAUCCAGCAUGCAUGGAGAAAUGCCCCAGAAAGAACGAGACAGUAUCAUGCAGGAUUUCAGACAAGGAAAUUCGCGCGUUCUCAUUUCUACAGAUGUUUGGGCACGUGGAAUUGAUGUACAGCAGGUGUCUCUGGUUAUCAACUACGAUCUCCCAAGCAAUCGUGAGAACUAUAUCCACAGAAUCGGCCGAAGCGGUAGAUUCGGCCGCAAGGGUGUGGCGAUCAACUUCGUCACAAGUGAGGAUGUCAGGAUCCUUAGAGAUAUCGAACUCUAUUAUUCUACUCAAAUUGAUGAAAUGCCCAUGAACGUCGCCGAUCUUCUCUCGUAA